Molecule: messenger RNA, 2835 nt
Organism: Drechmeria coniospora
Lineage: Eukaryota; Fungi; Ascomycota; Sordariomycetes; Hypocreales; Ophiocordycipitaceae
Product: MUS38-like protein
Exons: 2
Coding region: 1-2835 (944 amino acids)
Biological process (GO): resolution of meiotic recombination intermediates; nucleotide-excision repair involved in interstrand cross-link repair; double-strand break repair via homologous recombination
Cellular component (GO): nucleotide-excision repair factor 1 complex
Molecular function (GO): damaged DNA binding; single-stranded DNA binding; single-stranded DNA endonuclease activity
Source: RefSeq, a predicted model, not a curated record
AUGUCGGCAAGCAAUGCGCCGCAACCAGUGAAGCUCUCGCUACCCCUGGAGUAUCAGCAGAACCUCUUCCAGGAACUCCGGUCCGAAGAUGAGCUCGUCAUCCUCGCCCGUGGCCUCGGCCAGAUGCGCAUCGUCACCAACCUUCUCCACUCGUACGAUGCCGCCGGCAACAAUCUCCUCGUCAUCGUCGGCGCCGAGGAACGGGAAAACGGCUGGAUCGGCGAAGCCCUGGCCGAGCACGCAGCCAUCAGCGCGACUCCCAACGCCCGCGGCUUGACCGUUGUGAAUACCGACUUUCAAACCGUCGGUGCCCGCGAGAAGAUGUACGCCGCCGGGGGCAUCUUCAGCAUCACCUCCCGCAUCCUCGUCGUCGACCUGCUCACCGGUCUUCUCGAUCCCGUCACCAUCACCGGUCUCGUCCUCCUCCACGCAGACCGCGUCGUGGCCACGUCACUCGAGGCCUUCAUCCUUCGCGUCUACCGCCAGAAGAACAAGGUCGGCUUCCUCAAGGCCUUUUCCGACAACCCCGACCCCUUUGCCGCCGGCUUCUCACCCCUGGCGACGAUGAUGCGAAACUUGUUCCUCAGAAAGGCCUCGCUGUGGCCACGGUUCCACCUCACCGUCGCCCAGUCGCUCGAGGGAAAGAGAAAGGCCGAAGUUAUCGAGCUCGAGGUCCCGAUGACGGAUUCCAUGAAGGAAAUACAAAACGCCAUCAUGGAGUGCGUCGAGGUCAGCAUCCACGAGCUCAAGAAGGGGAGCACGGGCCUCGAGAUGGACGACUGGAACCUCGACAGCGCCUUGCUCAAGAACUUUGACGUCAUCGUUCGCCGCCAGCUGGACCCCAACUGGCAUCGCGUCAGCUGGAAGACGCGGCAGAUCGUCAACGACCUCACCGUGCUCCGCGCCCUCCUCAACAAUCUUCUCACCUACGAUGCCGUCUCCUUCCUGCAGCACCUCGACACCAUUCACGCCGCGCACUCUCCCCCUCCUGGCUCGACCCGUCAAUCCCAGUCCCCCUGGCUCUUCCUCGACGCCGCCCAGGUCAUCUUCGACACGGCCCGAAGGCGCGUCUACUCGGCCAACCCGAGCACCGUCUCCCGAACCGGCAGCAUCGAUCACCUCGAACCGGCGCUCGAGGAGCUUCCGAAGUGGGCGCUCCUGGCAGACGUUCUGGACGAGAUUGACCGAGACCUCUACUUUGAGCCCCCGACGAGGGACGACUCGAGCGGGACCAUUCUGAUGAUGUGUUCGAACACCGACACUUGCAGGCAGCUGCGGGACUUUUUGCAGACGAUGCAUGUGAAGCCGACGACGGAGCAUCCGGUCGACGACGACGACGACGACGGAGAAGAAGCCCACAAGCCGUCGGCAGCCUUCUUCAUGAGGAGGCGACUUCGGAACUACCUCAUCUGGAAGAAGCAGUUUGCCCAAGUCAGCGCCACACUCUUCCAGGAGAACCAGAAGGCCCUCAACAGCGCCGUCGACGGCCGGCCCGGACACGGAGACGGCACGCGCGCCGGCAGGGCACCGCCGAGCAAGAGACGGAGGGUCCGAGGCGGCGGAAACGUGGCCCUCUCGGCCGGCCGAGCGGCGAACGGAGUGAUCGCGCAGUACUUUGAGAAGCCCGCCGAGGUUGCCGAUCUCUUGGCCGAGGUGCAGAUGACGGAGGCCGAGGCGCAGCAGAAGGCGGAGAUUGGUGGUGCCGAUCCGCUCGAGGAUAUGGAGGACUACUUUCACCUCUACGACUGCCAGGACCUCGUCGUCGUCCAUGCAUACGACGGGGACCAGGACGAGCACGUGCUGGAGGAGGUCAAGCCGCGCUACAUCAUCAUGUAUGAACCGGACGCGUCCUUCAUCCGUCGCGUCGAGGUCUACCGGUCGUCGCACAACGACAGAAAUGUGAGGGUCUACUUCAUGUAUUACGGAGGAUCCGUCGAGGAGCAACGCUACCUCUCCUCCGUCCGGCGCGAAAAGGACGCGUUCACGAAGCUCAUCCGCGAGCGGGCGAGCAUGUCGCUGGUCAUGACGGCCGACGGCCAAGGCCCCGAGGAUGCCCAGGAAGCCUUUCUCCGCACCGUCAACACGAGGAUCGCUGGCGGCGGCCGGCUGGCGGCGACGGCGCAACCACCACGCGUCGUCGUCGACGUGCGGGAGUUUAGGUCGUCGCUGCCGUCGCUGCUCCACGGGCGGUCGAUGAUCAUCGUCCCGUGCAUGCUCACCGUCGGCGACUACAUCCUGUCGCCCAACAUCUGCGUCGAGCGCAAGUCGGUGACGGACCUGAUCUCCUCCUUCAAGGACGGCCGGCUGUACAGCCAGGCGGAAACGAUGUUUCAGCACUACCGCAGCCCGAUGCUGCUGAUCGAGUUUGACCAGAACAAGUCCUUCACGCUCGAGCCCUUCGCCGACCUGUCCGGGAGCCUCAGCAGCGUGGCGCCGACCAACGUCUCGUCCGACCUCCAGUCCAAGCUCGUCCUCCUGACGCUCGCCUUCCCGAAGCUGCGCAUCAUCUGGUCGUCGUCGCCGUACCAGACGGCCGAGAUAUUCGAGUCGCUGAAGACGCAGGAGGACGAGCCGGACCCGAUCGCGGCGGUGCAAGCCGGCCUCGACAAGGACAUGCAGGCCGAGGACCAGGCCUUUAACCGAGAGCCGCAAGAGAUGCUGGCCAUCGUUCCGGGCGUGACGCCGAAGAAUAUCAAGAACCUCGUGCUCGAGACGACGAACUUGAGAGAGGUGGCGAACAUGGACGAAAAGGAGCUCGAGCCGCUGGUGGGAAAGACAGCAGCCAAGGCCAUCGACGGCUUCUUCCGUCGCAACGUCAUGGAGGAGGAAGACUAG